AUGCAUUCAUCCAUACCACCAAAUGUUUAUGUGGCGCUUAAGCUGCCGUCAGACGUCACGAAGAUUAUACAGACAGUACCUAACUCGAACAUAUCUCUUGGGAAGUAUGGGUCGUUUCCAUGCAACCAAAUAAUUGGCAGACCGUUUUAUGCAACUUUUGAGAUUGCAGACAAUCCAGAUGAUGACGGCCAUGUCCUGCAUAUUGUGCCCGCAGCUGAGCUUCAUACUGAGGCGCUACUUGCAGAUGGUGAGGGUGAGGGCGAGGGUGAAGCUGGGACAAGCACUCCAUCUGUGCCAUUUCCUCAAGAGGAUAACAGGCACAUCAUUGACAACAAGAGCACACAGCAGCUUACAAUGGAGCAGAUUGAGGAGCUAAAACAGUCUUCUACUGAUGCAGGGAGAGAGAUCAUUUCAAAACUGCUUGAGUCGCAUUCUGCACUUGACCAGAAGACGCAGUUCUCGCGUGCCAAGUAUAUGCUUAGGAAACGCAAGAAAUACCUGCAUCGAUUCACGGUGGAGCCAAUGGAUGUAGGGGUGCUGACUGAAUGGAUGCUUGAGCAGAAAGAUCCGGGGCGGGUUUUGGAAUUGCGGGAUGAAACUAUAGGUUUAAUUGGAGCUUGGGCUAAUGUACAUUAUGGCGGCGGCGGGGAGUCUGAUGGUGCGGCAAAGGUGAAUGGGGCGGUCAAUCAGGCUAAAGGACGAUGGUUGAUAGUGGACGAUACCGGUGGCCUGGUCGUCGCCGCCAUGGCAGAAAGGGCAGGCAUUCUAUAUCCUCCCGAAGUGCUCUCUGGGGAGGGACUUGGCAGCAUUACAAAACAGGGAGCAAGACCUGCACAGUCUGUGGAGGAUGAGACGCCAGCAGUGGAAGCAAUGCCUGCACCCCACACGACAUUAACGGUUAUUCAUCACAAUUUACAGCCGAACUUGAGCAUGCUCAAAUACUUCUCUCAUGAUAUCAAUGAACCUUCGGAAACCCAUCCACUGUCUUCUCACCUGAAGACCUUAUCGUGGCUGCAGCUUCUCCAUCCAUCUGAGGACGCAAUAUAUGAAAUGGAGCCACCCGAGAUUAGCGAGGAGGAACUGGCGAGCUGGAAACCCUCCAAACGAUCAAUGCAUUUCAAAAAGAAACGGCGCUGGACAAGAGUACGUAAUACGGUUGACGAAACAAGAGCAGGCGGAUUUGACGGACUUAUUGUUGCAACUCUAAUGGAUCCUGCAUCUAUACUCAAAUACACGGUCCCUUUGCUGGCUGGGUCGGCACAGGUGGUGGUGUACUCACCAUACAUUGAACCACUGGUGCAGCUAGCCGAUCUCUACUCAACUGCACGCAGGACCGCAUACAUCACCUAUAAGCGAGAGGUGGCAGAAGGGGCUGCAGAAGAUAAGGAGGAGGACUUCCCCGUUGACCCAACGUUGCUGCUAGCGCCCACGUUACACACAUCUCGAGUGAGGACGUGGCAAGUGCUUCCCGGUCGAACACACCCUCUCAUGACUGGCCGGGGUGGAGCGGAAGGAUAUGUUUUUCACGCAGUUAGGGUAUUGCCCGCAAUAGGGAAGGUUGAAGCCCGAGGUGUUCAAGCGAAGAAGCGACGAACAGAGAUUUCAUGA
Trichophyton benhamiae CBS 112371 is the source of this 1608-nucleotide messenger RNA. RefSeq lists its product as uncharacterized. The record is from RefSeq and is a predicted model, not a curated record. Gene Ontology annotation, cellular component: nucleus; tRNA (m1A) methyltransferase complex. Gene Ontology annotation, biological process: tRNA methylation. Bases 1 to 1608 code for a protein of 535 amino acids. NCBI's taxonomy places the organism in Eukaryota, Fungi, Ascomycota, Eurotiomycetes, Onygenales, Arthrodermataceae. The transcript has 2 exons.